This is a messenger RNA of Formica exsecta, 977 nucleotides long. It is a transcript of the gene Cby, whose product is annotated as protein chibby homolog 1. Bases 288 to 680 code for a protein of 130 amino acids. The record is from RefSeq and is a predicted model, not a curated record. The transcript has 3 exons. NCBI's taxonomy places the organism in Eukaryota, Metazoa, Arthropoda, Insecta, Hymenoptera, Formicidae.
AUAUUCCUAUCAUGUGUUUAUGCUUUUAAAUUAAAAAGCGUUGUCUAGGCAACAUCACGCCAAACAUGAUACAUUUGUGAAUUUGUCCAAUCAUAAAAUCUAUGUAGAUUAAAAUGUAGUGAUAUAUCGAUGUUUAUCAAUAUUUUAUAAAAUCUUGUAAAAUAUAUCUAAUGUAUAUAGCGAGUAAUGUUCGCGAAGUAAAGUUUCUGUAAAUCUUUCUGCUUCUUAAUGCUAGUCUCAUAAAAAUCUCUAUUUAUGUUAUUUAAGUUACAAAAGUGUGAUACACUAUGCCUUUAUUCUCCAAUAAAUUUUCUCCGAAAAAGACACCGACUAGAAAAGCAUCAGUUUUCUUAGCAAACAAAAACUUAAGCCCUAAAAGAAUAGAGAAAGAACUUGGCCCUGAAGUAGGCCCUAUACGUCUUCGUCUUGGAGAUCAGGAAGCUGUUUUUGAGGCUGGCCUAUGGAUUCCAGAAUCUGGCAAAGUGGGAGGUACUUUCAAAGAGAAUGAAAAAUUAAAGAAAGAAUUGAGACGAUUGGAGGAAGAGAAUAACUUAUUAAAACUAAAGUUUGAUGUACUAUUAGAUAUGCUAACGCAAACAACUGCCGAGGCUCACUCGCAAAGAGAAGAAUUGGAGAGAUUAAAAAAUAAUUUUUCUCAUAAUAGGAGAAUCGUCGCUUAGUGCUACGCAUUGUUACUGACACUUAAGGAAAUAAACAACGACUACAAAGUAUAUACACAUCAAUUAAUUUAAGUACUUGCUUAAAAAGUCAAACUAUAUCUUUUAGCUUUAUAUUUAAAUGAGCUAAGUUCAAGAAAAUGCAAGUAGUUUUAAAGAUGAAAACGAUGUAUGACACUGUUUUGUUAUACUUUUAAGCUCUUUACAAUUUCAGUUUCAUUAUUAAUUAUACAUUAUAUACUGUACAACUGUGUAUUUACAAUACUGUAUUAAAGAAAAUUCGCUCAUUAGUGUCGCAUA